AUGAGCAAUGCAGUUAUUAUUAACAUCAGUGCUGAUGGAGUGCAAUUACAAAUUGAUGAUAGGAUUGGAGCUCCGGUUGUGAUUAAAGAAGCCUGUCAUAUUGAUGAUAUUGACGCUCUGUGUGACACAAUAAAGAAUGCACUAAAUGUGCUAACUGUAAGUCAACUGGAAGCCGCCGAAAUUUUUGUAAUUGAAGCAAUACUGUAUCCAGUUACAUUCAAGAAGCAGUUGUGUGAUCUCUUUUUCAAGACGUUGAACUGUUCCUCAGCAACUUUUCUUCCGAGUCCUUUGAUGCAUUGUAUUGCAAAUGAUAUAUCUGCAGCGAUCGCCGUCGAAAUAGAUUACAAUUAUAUUACAUGUACCCCAGUGUAUGACUACCGUAUACUUGAAAAUGGAAUUAAAGUGUCGAAAAGAAGUUCUAGGCGGCAGAAUGGCUCAAGAAACAAUUCUGGAAAUAAAAAUACAGCAACCGCACUCACUGGAGACACGAGUCACAAUGAUGACGAUGAUGAUGAAUUUUCACUGAAUACACUUAUUAGAAAUGUCUUUGAAGUAUUACCUAUUGAUAUAAGAGCCAUUUUGAGAGAUCGGAUUUUUCUUAUAGGCAGAGACGUCGAUGAGAUAUUGCAAGCUGUUCAACCCUCAGAUCUUACUACGGGUGCGUAUAAAUUCCUGAUAUCAAAGGGUUCUCUUUGUGGCGGUCAGCAUUAUUUGGAUAUCCUUCGAGCCUGCGAAACAAGCCACGUCAUGACUGUAUCAAGAAAUGCAUAUAACGGCAAUUGGGCAACUAUACCAGAUUGGUACAAUAUCAAGUUCCUAUCUUGA
Kazachstania africana CBS 2517 is the source of this 825-nucleotide messenger RNA. RefSeq names its product Arp10p (gene ARP10). The transcript has a single exon. NCBI's taxonomy places the organism in Eukaryota, Fungi, Ascomycota, Saccharomycetes, Saccharomycetales, Saccharomycetaceae. The record is from RefSeq and is a predicted model, not a curated record. Bases 1 to 825 code for a protein of 274 amino acids.